UCGAAUGCAAAAGGGACGAUAUCACAGACAUUGGGUUCAUUGACCCGAACACAAUGCAUGUCAAAACCAUAGAUGAUCCCCUCUAUAACAAGGAUACACCGCAGACUUUGCUAAGGUUUUUGAAGCGACAACGUGACAAAAAGCUAAUACUUUGGCCUUACAACUUCGAGUUUCACUUUAUUCUUCUCGUCAUCAAUUUGGAAAUUGGAGAAGUUGAAGUCUUGGACUCACUAAGCAAAGAAAAGGAUCUAUACGUGUCUUGUUUUUUAAUGCUCAGAAGCGUAUGGCAAACUUUCAUCAAGGAAGAUACGUCCCGUGAAUGGCCACCGAAGCUGCGAUGGCGUGCGAAAAAAUGCCCGCAACAACCUCCGGGGACCGAUCUCUGUGGAUUCUUCGUUUGCGAGUACAUCCGCAGAAUUGUCAACGAGAGAACGAAUAAUGAAAGAAAUAAAGAGUUGGCAAGAAAGCGGAACAAGCUCUCAAUUGAUGACCGCUUCAUAGCAAUAGGCGAGGAAUUGGCGGGAUUUUUCCUUCGGGACGUCAUACCACCACUCGCAGAGCACCACAAUGAAUGAAGAUGUACAUGUUACAUAUAUCGUUGACUCGAAGAGUACCACUAUGCUACAUGUAAUAGACAUAUAUAGAGUACGCCUCGGAGAGCACCACUAUGCAUGAAGAUCGAUCUUCAUGCAUAGUGCUACUUAAUUUGCGAUCUCAUGCAAUAAC
Molecule: messenger RNA, 726 nt
Organism: Lolium perenne
Lineage: Eukaryota; Viridiplantae; Streptophyta; Magnoliopsida; Poales; Poaceae
Biological process (GO): proteolysis
Molecular function (GO): cysteine-type peptidase activity
Source: RefSeq, a predicted model, not a curated record